Epinephelus lanceolatus (giant grouper) is the source of this 4267-nucleotide messenger RNA. It is a transcript of the gene cd99l2, whose product is annotated as CD99 molecule-like 2. The record is from RefSeq and is a predicted model, not a curated record. Lineage: Eukaryota; Metazoa; Chordata; Actinopteri; Perciformes; Serranidae.
GGGUGCCAUAGUGAACGCCUUGUAUGCGGCUUUCGAGUGAGACAGAGCUGAACUGAAGGCUGCAGAGAAAAACGGAACGGUGACAAAUCCCGUGAUCUAGCCGCUGUAUUCUCACUUUGUACCGACUGUUGGUGUGUGUGGAGACCGGAGUGAUGGCUAACCGCUCUCUGUGGUCACUGUGCCUGCUGCUGGCGCUGCUGCUGCCGCUGGAAGUCCUGUCUCAGGACUUGAACCUGGCUGAUGCCCUGGAUGAUGACAGUAAACCAGCGACUCCUUCCCCAAAGCCACCAAAACCAGCAGCACCAGGCGGGGGAACAGGAGGAGACUUUAAUCUAGAGGAUUUACUCAAUACCGAUGGCACCACCACCACUACCACCAAAGUCCCACCCAAGGUUGUGCCCAAAGUCCCCGCAGGUACCAAGGCCCCAGUCAAGCCCAAUCCCAAGCCAGCUGCUGAUGACUUUGACCUGGCUGAUGCCUUGGACCCCAACAAUGACAUUGGUGGCAAGGAUAAGAACAAGGGGCAGGGAGGUGGAUUUAGUGAUGAUGAUCUGUUUGGUGUUGCUAAAGAUGAUAAAUACAAACCUGACAAAGGCAAAGGUGACCGUCCAAGUGGUGGUGAUCAAAAUUACCAUGAUGAUACCAAUGAGCCGGCUGCAGAAGUGGGCACUAUUGCAGGGAUUGCUAGUGCAGUUGCUAUGGCGCUGGUGGGUGCAAUCAGCAGCUACAUCUCCUACCAGAAGAAGAAGCUGUGCUUCGGUAUACAACAGAGCCUGAAUGCUGACAUGGUGAAGGCUGAGAACCCCGAGGCUGUGGUGGCUACAGAACCACAAGUCCAACAGACUCUUCUGGAGCCACCCAAUGCUGAACCUCCCUCUGCAGAGAAUACUGUGUAACACACACACUCAGACAUACACACACAAAGGUCACCCACCUACAUGCGCUCUUUCCCAAACACCCCCCCUCCCCCCACCUACCUAAUCCCCAUGCACACACACAGACACAGACACACACACACACACACACAUACACUCACACAUGCUACAGGAUAGACCCUCUGUUGUGUAGCAUGUCCUUGUUGAUCCUGCAGCUCAGUGCUGCAGAAGUUGGGAUUUGUAGUCCUUCUGCGCUGAAUGUGAACAGAUUUUUUUUAAUUCUCUGCUAUAAACAUGGCCGACAGUGUAUCAAACCUUGCCAAAUGUAUGUGUACAUAGUUAUUUAUUGUUUACUAUUUGAACACCACUAACAAUGUUGAUAUACAGUUAUCCAGCCUUUAGCAUGUACUCUGGGGUUUCUCUGCUGUGAGCUGGGGCUUUAGUCAUAGCAUUUUGCUGAGCUCUAGACUCACAGUGAAGCUGGAUUAUUGGGAAAAAAGGCAGUUAAUUGUAUUAUAUGUUGGAGAAAGAAACUCCUCUGGGAAUCUCUGGGUGUGUCAAGCCUCUUUGAGUUCACAGGAGGUCAGUCAGUGUUGAGUGUACUGGAUUUCAGGUGGAUUAGUUAGCUAAUUGAUUGAAGUGUGAGACACUGAUGGACUCACAGUAUGAUUCCAGCUGAGCUUCUGGUGAACCAGGGAGCGCUGUGAGACACACCCACUGUUUCUUCUUCUUUUCUUUUAGAUGGAUGAAAGUUGUGAAUUGCAAUCAGCGAUAUUUCAUUUCCUGACUUUGAAUGGUAUACAACCGUUUACCCCCCUUUGACACAUAGCCUAACUGUUUCUUUGUGGCAAGUCAUUGAUGUUACUUUUGUAAAUGAUGGACAUCCAAUUUCAACUGGAGCAACACUUUGGAGAAUCCAUGACUUGGAGGUGUGUCUUUGCUCUCCACAUGAGUAGAGAGUAAAUGAAAAAUGUGACAAUAUUCCCCAGAUUUCUAUUCAAAGCUUUGUAGCAACUGAUUAUGUAAUCACUUUUGAAAUGUUGUGAUAAGAUGUGUAAAUGGUCAGAUAAGGUAGUCAGCCUUUAUCACAGUGGCCAGUUAAUGUUAAAGGCAAACUAAAGGCAAGGCACAUACUCAUUCUACGGAAGCUGAGAAGGGACAUGCUAUUAAUUUUUUUUUAUCUGAAUGAUGUCAUCUCAAGAUCAGGAUUUAAUUGUUCUGGUAUCUCUUUGGUAGUCUUUUCUAAUGACAACAAGUUAAUUUAUGUUGAUUCAACGGUCCACUUGACUGUAAUAUACUUAGCCUGUGAUCUCAAGAAAACUAAAGGCCAAAUUUUAUAGAUAAUUUAUCAUGAGAGAAUGACUUUAGUUUUCUCAUGAUUACAGGAUAAUUAUGGAAACAUCAGCUGACCUGACCGCAGCAUUAUUAUCUUGUGAUCUUGAGGGGAAAAAAAGAUUUUAUCAUUAUAAAUUAUUUUGUUAUCUUAAGACAUUGACUUUUUUUUUUUUUUUUUUUUUGAGAAUCGGCAUAAAUUAAGUAGUUAUCACAAGAAAACACGCUUUGUUAUCUCAAGGUACCAAAAAUAAUUAACUUGCAAUCUUAAGAUUACAGCAAUGAAGUAAAAAAAUGCAAGCAUGGCCGUUUUUGGCUUCCGCACCUGGAACUGAAGUUACAUCAUGAAAUAAAAAUUAUUAGGUUUUAAUCAGCGUUUAUGAUAAUAAUGCUGUUUCAUACGUUAAUAUUCAUUAAAUGAAGUUUCCCAAGAAGUUUACUUACAUUUUGACCCACAUGCAACACGUGUUGCACUUAAAUGGGCUCCACUAUUAACUAUUAAGUCCAUUAUUAUGACAUGGCUAAUAGAACUGGACUUACUACAGGUAACUACUGUUUACAUAGCGUAAUAAAUACAUCAUUAGUUGCUACACCGUCCUCAUGUUGUCCAUCUUGAUGUACAAAGAUGCCUUAUUCAGAUUUGGAUCUUUUUGCUGUGGGGAAACAAAAUAAGGCGUCCAAACAUUUCUGUCUACUUACAACCUGUGAAUUUUUAUAGUGUAAAUAUAUUUCAGUUUUUUUUUCAACUAGCCUUUAAUGACAAUGCCUAAUGAAGGGAGCCUGGCUUGGUUUUCCAAAGUGGUGAUGGUGAAAUAAUUGUGAUGAAUAGCCGUCAGUGAGCCACCCAGCAGUAAGCAGUAAGUCUUUAUGUAAAGGACUGAGAGGUUGGAGUUCAAAAGAAAAAUUAAGUUCAGAAGAAAAGUUUUUUCACCAUACUUGUAGCAUAAAAGUGAUGCUAGCUAAAUCAGUUCCACUGCAGUUAGAGCUUAAAAAUGCACAGCGCAUACUUCUUUUUCUCUGAUCAUUUGGAAGGGAUCUUCUUCAGUAGGAAGCUGUUAGAAAAAAUGAAAGCCUCAGCACUUUGUUUCCAGAAAAAGCAGGCUGUGACGAGGCUCGUGGAUAGGCAGAUAAUCUGUGAAAUGUGACUUUUUGUUGAAGGUACAGUUGCUACAUUCAGAAGCUAAUAUUGUUUGUGCUAUGUUUUAUUGUGUUGGCAAUAAGGUGCCAGUGUGUGCAGGAACUCUGGAUUGCUCUUUAUUCCAUGGUGGCCAUUUUAAUUGUACAUCGUUGUGAUGAGUUCUAUGGGAAGGAUGUGUGUGUGUGUGUAAAAGUAGUAUUAUGUCAACACAAACAGAUAAUAGAUCGUGUAGACCAGAUAGUUAUUAGCCCAAGUAUACACUGAUAAAAACAAACAAGGAAAUCCUGUGGAGUUUUUCUGUUAAGUUAACAUCUAGUUUUUCUGAAACAUGUCACCAUGAAGCCUAACAAACAUGUUAAAUGCAUCAUCAUAAAACAUAAGCUAUUUUUUGGUGCGUUGUAGCCAAAUAUACACCAGUAGAACAGCAAACUGUUAGCAAGAAUAUGAAAAGUAUAACUGCAUGCACAUGAUACUAAUAAAAUGGGGACACACUCUUAAAAACUUUGCUGCAUAGCACUACUAUACAGUAGUCAAAACUCCACUGGAUACCCUUAACCUGAUCACUCUCCUAACUGGGGAUGCAUGAUAUUAUUGGCAUGUCAUCUGCUAAUACUGGCUAUAAAAUGUGAUGUUAUCCUCUCUUGAUCUGCCGACCCACAUAAACUCAACUGUUAAGCUAGCUAACAGCCAGGGAGCUAAAGCCCACACUAGUUAAAUGUUGCUAAAGUAGCUAGCUAGAUGCUAGGGGGCAUAUCCAUGUGGUAUAUUGAGCCCCUGGGUGUGAAGACAAAAGUGACCUGUUCUGAGCAGCAACACUGGAAGGCUGCUGUUACAGCUUUUUUUUUUGGCUGUAUCCCAUUGGUCAGUCACUGCGUUAAGUGAGCUUGAUUGACAGAUGUGUUCUGGGAAGGUUUCACAGCCA